Molecule: messenger RNA, 1750 nt
Organism: Equus caballus (horse)
Lineage: Eukaryota; Metazoa; Chordata; Mammalia; Perissodactyla; Equidae
Source: RefSeq, a predicted model, not a curated record
AUGGACACAGACCAGGGGGCUGGCUUGAGCAAUACUGGAGACAAGGACGGGGACCUCCAGGGGGCAGGGCAGUGCCGGUCUGUCUGUGCCCAACCUCUGCCAUGGCGCUGUCUCUGUAGGCUACACGAAGAGGAGGAGCCAGAGGCCCUGGUGGAGGCCCUGGAGGAGGCCCUGGUGGAGGCCCUGGUGGAGCACUGCAGGCCGCUCUUCACACUCAGCCAGGACAUCCAGGUGCAUCUGGAGGCCUUCUCCAGGAUGAACCAGGCUGUCCACCAGAGCCUGGAGUCUCCAGAGGACGGCCACAGGGCUCUUAUUCCGAGCCUCCAGACCCGGCUGUGUCAGCUGCCGAAGAGGUGUCACCACAAGCAGGAGCAGGAGUGGCAGUUGGAACAUGGUGUCACCUGCCAGGAAGACAUGGGCAGCUAUAACGUGGGAAGUAAGGCUGCUGAAGGUGAACGUGGCCCCGGGGGCCCGAAAUCCAGGACUCUGACUCUGCCGGAAAACCAGCAGCUCAACUACGUGCAAGUAGCCCUCAACAGCAUGGCCCAGCAGUGCUGCUGCUCUGCCCACGGUGUCCUCGAGAGCAUGGGCUUCUUCUCCAAGCUCGACCUGAUUCAGGACUUUAUGCUGGACAAAAUGGAGACUGUGAGAUCUGUCUCACUGCUCGUGGAACCCAGAGUGUGCUGGUCAGGGGACAGCCGUGAAGACCAGGGACUCAGAAGAUACCCCAGACCCUUCAAGAAAUGUCCAAAGAGCCCGGAUUCGAUCCCCAGGACCCCCUUUCCCAGCACCCAGACCUCAGAGUGCUCCAGCCUGUGCUGACCCCACUGCGGCCACACUGGCAACACGACCACCUCCUUACCUGCUUGGCCUCGUUUUCUUACCACCACCCCUGAGUGGGUGGGAGCAGGCCCGGGGGAGUGAGAGGGCCAGCUGGGGUGGGGAGCUGCUGUUCCCCAUGUCAGAACAUGUCGGGGGAUUGGCAGGCAUCACGGGGGCGCUGCCUCGGACCGUGGGUGAGAGAGACAGAGGUUCGCGAGGUGGAGGCAGCAGCCGGGUGGGAAGUCCAGGUUGGAGACCCGUGCCCGGGAGCUGGGGCUGCAUUUCUGCUGUCGCUGAUGGGUUCAUCUGAGACCGCGGAGCACUGGAUAGAUGCCUGGCUGCUGGGAAUGUCCGAGUCACAGACAAAGAGCCACCCAGAGCCACAGCAUGCGUGAGAGCUAGCCUGGCCCACAGCAGACUGGGGUCACAGCAGACCGGGGGCACUGGAUUUGGAGGGGGCAUCUCAUCUCCUCACGGUGCCCAGAAGCUCAAUGCCAGCUCAGUGCCUUCUGCCCACCCCAAGCGUCCCCAGAGUUACCGGGAAUGAAUGCUACUGUCAGGGAGAACUCGGCAAGGCAAAGCCCCUCUCUGGGCUGGUUUCUCCCCCGUAAAGUUGGGUGAGAGGGUGUCUAAGGGAGUCCCGUCUCAGUUGGACGUUCUUAGGUUCAGGUUGGAAAACCUCAGUCUGCGUGGAAGGCACUGGCUUGGUUUUAUUGUGCCACUCGGGUAAAAUCAUCCUAGCAACCCCUGAAAAGAAUUCCCCUCUGGGGGUUACUGACGUUAAUUGAUUUAGGGAAAAGUUGAAAGUUAAGAGCAACUGAGGAGCUGCGAAUAGUGGUGAGCCAGCAAGUUAACUUUCAAAACGAUGCUGCUAUUCAGUCAACGAACACCACGGGUCUGCUGUAUUCUAGAUGCUGUUGGGAGAUGG